CUGUGGCUGAGCUCAGAUGUUCCUUCUGGCAGUGCUUUCCUGCCAGCAGUGGUCUCUAUGGGUGUCCAUGCCAUGGGAGCAGAACAGCCCUGCACAGGGCUUCCGGCUCUGGCCACCAGAAUGGAAUCUGAAAGAGAUGGCCCUGUAGCCAAUGCUUCCUCUUUUACUGUUUCCUUUCCACCCCCAACUCAGCAAAAUUUGGGGAUACUGAUGUAAUUUCCUUAGUAUGAUGCACUCAUCUUUAUUCCUUGAAACCUUGUGCCCGCCCAGCAGCUGGGGGAUAAAAGUGGCAGCACAGCAGAGGCUGAGCAUUGUGCAGAGCAGAGACCUGCAACCACCCAACUCCAGCCCUGCUCACCGUGCCAACGUCCUGCAGACCAUGAAGGGCCCCGCAGCCGUCCUGGCCGCUCUGCUCCUCCUGGCCCUCUGCUCCUCAGCUGUGGCCCAUCUGGAUGGCUUACCCACAACCUGCUGCUUCUCCUACGUUCCACGUCCCAUCCCACGCAACGUCAUUGCUUCUGCCUUCCCCACCAGCAGCAAAUGCCGCCUGCCGGCAGUGAUCCUGGUCACCAAGAAGGGGAAGGAGGUAUGUGCAAACCCUGAGGAGUCCUGGGUGCAGAAACGCCUGGAACUCUUCCAGCGCCAAGAAAACUGACCUUCCAUGCUGUGCCCCUGAGCUUGGCCCACAGGAACACUCACGCACCAGAGCACUUGAACAGGAUUGUCUUCAAUACGGAAUUUAUUCUAUUUAACUUAUUUAAGUUAAAUUAAAUAUUUUUUUCUAAGAAAAUGAAAAAUACAAAAAUAAUUUAAAAGAUAUCACGACAUAAUAAUCCAUUAUGGUCAUAGUUUUUCCGAUGCCUAAAUAAAGUUUUUGGACUAUCAAACCCCUUUGUCUGUCUCCUAUAUGGACUUUCAAAGCCCUUUGUCACAGUUCCCGUCGGGAUCCCAUGGUGCUUCCACCUGCCAGGGUGGGCUCAG
Lagopus muta (rock ptarmigan) is the source of this 981-nucleotide messenger RNA. RefSeq names its product C-C motif chemokine 3-like. Gene Ontology annotation, molecular function: chemokine activity; CCR chemokine receptor binding. Lineage: Eukaryota; Metazoa; Chordata; Aves; Galliformes; Phasianidae. Gene Ontology annotation, biological process: lymphocyte chemotaxis; cellular response to type II interferon; inflammatory response. The coding region runs from base 227 to 655 and encodes 142 amino acids. The record is from RefSeq and is a predicted model, not a curated record. Gene Ontology annotation, cellular component: extracellular region. The transcript has 3 exons.